Molecule: messenger RNA, 1026 nt
Organism: Lachancea thermotolerans CBS 6340
Lineage: Eukaryota; Fungi; Ascomycota; Saccharomycetes; Saccharomycetales; Saccharomycetaceae
Product: SDR family oxidoreductase
Exons: 1
Coding region: 1-1026 (341 amino acids)
Molecular function (GO): oxidoreductase activity, acting on the CH-OH group of donors, NAD or NADP as acceptor
Source: RefSeq, a predicted model, not a curated record
AUGCCUGUGUUAGUUACUGGAUGCACGGGCUUUAUCGCACAGUACAUUGUCCGUGAUUUAUUAGAACAAAACUACGAAGUCAUUGGGACGGUCAGAUCGAAGGAAAAAGGCGAUACCAUCGAAAGACUGUUCAAUAACGAUCCAUCUCUAACGCUCGAGGUAGUUGAAGAUAUUGCUGCGCCUGAUGCUUUCGACAACGUGUUUGAAAAGUACGGUUCGAAAAUCAAGGUGAUUCUUCACACGGCGUCGCCAUUCCAUUUCAACGCAACGGAUUAUGAGAAUGAAAUGCUAAAGCCUGCUUUACAUGGAACCCGUAGUGUCUUGGAGUCCAUUAAGAAAUAUGGUUCUAAAACAGUGGAACGUGUGGUUGUCACCUCCUCAAUUGCUGCAAUCAAGGACAUGGAAAAAGUCGCUAAUGCAGACUUCGUCUAUACGGAAGAAAGCUGGAACCCGAUAACGUGGGAAGAAAGCAAGCUUAACUCGCAGAAUGCUUAUCGCGGCUCGAAAAAGUUUGCCGAGAAGGCAGCCUGGGAUUUCUGGGAGGAAAACAAAAACAUUGUCAAAUUCGAGUUGACUACCGUGAACCCUUCGAUGAUUUUCGGCCCACAACUGUUCGACGAGAAUGCAAAAGGUGUGCUAAACACCUCUGCAGAAGUCAUAAAUUCGUUUCUAAAGUCGGGGCCAGAUGCAGACAUUAGCGCGCUGAAGAACGACUUUGUGGAUGUUAGAGACGUAUCAAAAGCCCAUUUGCUAGCCUUCCAAAAGACAGACACCGUUGGAAAGAGACUUGGUCUCUCUUCCGGUCAGUUUAAUGGUCAAGACUUGGCCCGUAUCUUGAACGAGCGCUUCCCGCAGCUGCAGGGAACUAUACCACAAGUCUCAGGGGAUGGAGCCAACAAAACUGAACCUUACGCUAAGUUUGAUAACUCCAACACCAAAGAAAUCCUUGGGUUCCCUUUCAGAGGCUUGGAGGAGACCUUAAGUGAUACCGUUGCCCAAAUUCUCAAGGCUCAAGGAGGAGUGUAG